ACAGUAGGUACUAAUAAAAGUUAUGCCUGGAAAAAAAAUCAUUCUAAUUUGUAAAGCCGGCCUAAAAGUCUUUUCGAUAGGUACAUAAAUUGAAAGCAGUUUCGAAUCAUCCGUUAACUAUUUACAGUUAUUGAUAUUUAAGUAAUAAAAACUGUCACUGUAAAUCAAUUUAUUGUCACACAAAAAUAAUAGCCGGACGCACGCCGGAGCGCCGGACGUCGAAAGUACACAAACCACGUGUACCGUUUCAGUUUCAAACACACUUUACUGGAAAAGUACCUACCGAGUCUACCAAAAAUACCUCAAAGUUAUUUAAGUUUUAUAUGAUCGGAGAUCAACGUCAUUCAAGUAAAGUGAAAUAUUGUGCAUAAAUACUAACACGUGUUUUCACUAUGUCGGACGGCGAAGGAGACCUACGAGAUGGUCUUUCUGCUAAGGAGAUCUUCGCUAACAGCGAAGGGUUGACUUACAACGACUUCCUACUCCUGCCUGGAUUUAUUGACUUCACUGCGGAAGAAGUGGAUUUGACAUCUCCACUCACAAAGAAGAUAAACUUGAAGGCGCCGCUAGUGUCGACUCCCAUGGACACUGUAACCGAAGCGGACAUGGCGAUCGCCAUGGCUCUGUGCGGCGGCAUCGGCAUCAUCCACCACAACUGCACCGCCGAGUACCAGGCCAACGAAGUGCAUAAAGUGAAAAAGUACAAGCACGGCUUCAUCAGAGACCCAGUGUGUAUGGGACCUAACAACACCGUCGCUGACGUCAUUGAGGCGAAAAAGAGAAACGGUUUCACCGGGUACCCUAUCACUGAAAACGGUAAGCUCGGCGGACGCCUCAUCGGCAUAGUGACCUCCAGAGACAUUGACUUCAGGGAAGGCGACCCUCAGUUGAGUCUUAAAGAAGUGAUGACUCCCAUCACUGAAAUGAUUACUGCACAAUCUGGGGUAACAUUACAGGAUGCCAACUACAUACUGGAGAAAAGUAAAAAAGGAAAACUGCCAAUCAUAAAUGGGUCAGGUGAACUUGUAGCUUUAAUCGCCAGAACUGACUUGAAAAAAGCCCGCAGCUACCCUAACGCUUCCAAGGACUCCAACAAGCAGUUGUUGGUUGGGGCUGCGAUUGGCACUCGAGAGGCUGACAGAGAACGUCUUAAACUGCUCGUUAACAAUGGUGUAGAUGUUAUUGUUUUAGACUCUUCGCAAGGAAACUCCACCUACCAGAUAGAAAUGAUUAAGUACAUUAAAAAUACUUACCCUGACAUACAAGUGAUUGGUGGGAAUGUUGUAACAAGGAUGCAGGCCAAGAAUCUCAUAGAAGCGGGCGUAGAUGCCUUGAGGGUGGGUAUGGGCAGUGGGUCCAUCUGUAUUACUCAAGAGGUGAUGGCAUGUGGCUGCCCUCAAGCCACAGCCGUGUACCAAGUCUCCUCAUACGCUCGCCAGUUUAACAUUCCAGUUAUUGCAGAUGGAGGUAUUCAAUCUGUAGGACAUAUUGUAAAAUCACUUGCUCUAGGAGCAUCCACUGUCAUGAUGGGAUCUCUCCUUGCUGGUACCUCUGAAGCUCCGGGAGAAUACUUCUUCUCUGAUGGAGUGAGACUCAAGAAAUAUAGAGGAAUGGGAAGCUUGGAAGCCAUGGAGAACAAAGAGGGGAAAGGUUCUGCGAUGAGUCGCUAUUUUCAUAAGGAAACUGAUAAACAUAGAGUAGCUCAAGGUGUGAGCGGGAGUAUUGUUGACAAAGGCUCCGUGCUCCGGUUCCUCCCGUAUCUGCAAGCUGGCAUGCAGCAUAGCUGCCAAGACAUCGGGGCUCGCUCUGUGCUCAAAUUAAAAGAAAUGAGUUAUUCAGGCGAUCUCAGAUUCAUGAAGAGAACAUACUCUGCUCAGCUAGAAGGAAAUGUGCAUGGUCUGUUUUCAUAUGAGAAAAGAUUAUUUUGAAUAAUCCCAACAUUUUGAGUAUUAGUAAACCUUUAUGUACCUUUGUGAUAUGUAUGUUUCAGAUUUUGUAUUAUGAUGCAUUUUUUUAUGUAUUUUUGUGAUCACAUGAGAUGUAUACUAUAAAGUCAAAAAUAAAUAUUUUAUGUACUUAAGCUAAGCUUAAAUGGAACUGCAGAUGUUGAUAUUAUAAAAUUCCAUUUUUUAUGUACAUAUUGUUUCUUAUGUCAUGUUCUUGUUAAUAUCUAAGAAACGGACCAGAUGUAAAAUAUAUUUCGUAAAUAAAGUUUACUGAUAUAAUGAA
Molecule: messenger RNA, 2229 nt
Organism: Bicyclus anynana (squinting bush brown)
Lineage: Eukaryota; Metazoa; Arthropoda; Insecta; Lepidoptera; Nymphalidae
Gene: ras
Product: inosine-5'-monophosphate dehydrogenase
Exons: 1
Coding region: 393-1928 (511 amino acids)
Biological process (GO): GTP biosynthetic process
Cellular component (GO): cytoplasm
Molecular function (GO): IMP dehydrogenase activity
Source: RefSeq, a predicted model, not a curated record